Anoplopoma fimbria (sablefish) is the source of this 2283-nucleotide messenger RNA. It is a transcript of the gene apool, whose product is annotated as apolipoprotein O-like. The coding region runs from base 184 to 1746 and encodes 520 amino acids. NCBI's taxonomy places the organism in Eukaryota, Metazoa, Chordata, Actinopteri, Perciformes, Anoplopomatidae. Gene Ontology annotation, biological process: cristae formation. The record is from RefSeq and is a predicted model, not a curated record. Gene Ontology annotation, cellular component: MICOS complex. The transcript is spliced from 11 exons.
CUUUUCUUCUUCGUUAAAGUAUAUUUGUAAUGGCUGAGCGGGUGUGUAAUCCACGUCAAACUGUCCUGGAGUCGUUCAUGCAAAAAACGUGGACUGACUCACCAGUCGAGACAUUGAACGCAACGCUGCAGGGACAAAGCUUCACUGCCUCUGCACACUGUGUUAGCCUCCCUGAACGUCUCAAUGCUAACUGGACGGCGUGUGUGUACAGUGGUGAUGGUGGCCGUCCCGACGGUGAUGGGCAUAGCCUCCAUCCGUGUGUAUACCGUGAGCGAAGUGCCCACUGAUGGACUGGUUACUCGAGAAAAGCUGAACCUCUACACACCGCUGCCACAGUCUGCUCAGGCCCGGUUCGUUCCAGAGAGGCCGGGUGUCAUUCAGAGUGGGUUAACGACAGCGAGGGAGCGCAUACUACCAUUAGUUCAGGCUGUUAAGGGUGCCUGUGUCUCUGUGAAAACAAGAAGUGUUAAUCUAUACUAUGCAGGAGAAGAUGUGUACUAUUACUUAAAAGACCCUCCCCCGGGGUUUCUACCCAGAUUUGGAACAGUCACCAUGGCUGGCCUGCUUGGCAUGUUCUUGGCACGGAAAGGCUCUCAUUUCAAGAGGUUAGCCGUUCCACUGGGCCUGAUGAGUGCAGGAGCAUCAGUGUGCUACCCGGCUCAAACGGUGGCUGUGCUGAAGGUGACAGGUAAGAAGGUGUAUGCUGUCGGGCAGUGGAGCAGCGCUGCAGUGUCUUCACUGCUCGCCUCCAAGUCCCAGGAGCCUGACCUCAAAGAGAUUGCUGCUUCACAACCACAGCCAGCUGCAGUAGUUGAGGAGGCCUCAGAGCCCAGCACCACCGAUGACAGCUCAGCCCAGAACUCUGCAAUCCCAGAGACAGAGGUUGAAUCAGCCGAGUCUGUACCCGUCUCUGAUGAGCCUGUUGUCGCUGUCAUAACAGAGGAGGCAUCAUCAGUAAAACUCACAGAGAUUAACCCCGACCAGACCCCAACAGGGACCGUUACAGAUCCAGUGGAAAAUUCAGUGCCAGAAGAGACAAAGGCCAUCGCAGCCUCUGAAGAAAUAACUGCAUCUGUUGAAAAUGAGAAGCCCUCAGACACAAAACAAGCAGCAAAGGAUGUUUCUACUGACGCCAGCCCAGCCGAGCCCACGCCAAGCUUAGAACCAGAGACAUUAAAGGCUUCUCCAGUGGAGUCCGCUUCAGCAGAGGCUGCUCCACUUGAGGCUGCUCCAGUGGAGGCCCCUGCAGUUGAGGCCCCUGCAGUGGAGGCCCCUCCAGUGGAGUCUGCUCUAGUGGAUGCCUCUCCAGUGGAGUCCGCUCCAGUGGAGUCUGCUCCAGUGGAGUCUGCUCCAGUGGAGUCUGCUCUAGUGGAUGCCUCUCCAGUGGAGUCCGCUCCAGUGGAGUCUGCUCUAGUGGAUGCCUCUCCAGUGGAGUCCGCUCCAGCCGAGACCCCUGCAAUGGAGGCCCCUGUAGUGGAGGCCGCCCAAGUUGAGACUGCCUCGAUGGAGGCCUCAAAUGAGCCAACAGUGCCGGUUGUUGAAUCAGCCGAGCCCGAAGAACCUGCUGUUCAACCUGAGUUAACUGACCCACCACAAGUUGCUGCUGUGGAGGAGACACUCACACCACCUCAACAGCCUGAGCAAGAAAACAACAAAGGGGGCUCCGGUUUCAAGCCAGACCCUGCUCUAAUGGACUUUGGCCAGUCCAACCCUGAGGAUGAGGACCUGUACAGCACACGCAGCUGAGAGCCCACAGCCGGCGGCAGCAGAAAGCUCAUUCCCACACUGCCAUCUCGUAUCUCAUUCAGAUCAUCAGACGCUCUGUAUCAUUAUGCAGUGUAAAUAGGUCAUUUUGCAAGAGUUAGGAAGUCUUUCAUCACAUUUCUGUUCUUGUUUCUUCAACCCACAUCAUUUAUAUUUCCACGGAAAAGGUCCAAGUAAGUUUGUUUUGAAGCGGCAGGGCAGCAAUCCACUUGAGAACUGAGUCAGUUUGCGUAGGACAGAAACAUGGAAAAAUAUUACACCCACAACUGUUAACAAGCCUUUUCAAUCACAGAUGGCAGAUUGUGAAUUUUUCUCUCUGUAUGUGUCGUUUAACAAUUAUUGGCUUUUGUGCAACAGCUUUCACAGUCAUGAGUGCAUGGUGCUUUUAUUUAUUGUAAUUGCUUAGGUAUGCUGAAAAUACUGCAUCUGGGCUGGUAAUCAUUACAACGUGGAUUGUUGCUGAUUCAUUUUAUGACAUCACAAAAUGUUCAGUUGUUUAGAACCAAAAAUAAAUCUAUA